AUGAGUAAUCAAACAUUUCUUAUUGGUACUGGUGUUGAAAGUAUUUAUGCAUGUAGUCUUUCAUCAAGUGGACAAUUACAAUUACUUAAUGAAAUUAAAUGUGGACAAGGUUCAUCAUGGCUUUUACGACGAAAUAAUUUACUUUAUGUUGCUAAUGAACAUAUCGAUAAAAUAGAAACAUUUAUAAUUGAUGAUCAUAUUCAAGGUAAAUUGACAUUGAAAAAUACAAUAUCAUCAAUAGGUAAUACACCAUGUUCAUUGGAUAUUGAUUCAACAGGAAAAUGGUUUGCAGUAGCUAAUUAUGGUCAUCAAGGCACAUCGAAUGUUGUUCUUUUUCCAUUAAAUAAUUUAAAUUUACCAGAAGAAAAAAAUGCUCAAAUAAAUACAAUUGAUGGACGUGGUCCAAAUCCUGAUCGUCAAGAUCAUUCACAUUGUCAUCAAGUAUUAUUUUAUCAAAAUUAUUUAUAUGUUGUUGAUUUAGGUACAGAUACAUUAAAUAUAUAUCGUUUUAAUAAUGUAAAUGGAGAAGUUAGUUUAAUUGGUAAUCGUAUAAAAACAGAAGCAGGUGCUGGACCACGUCAUAUGAUUUUUCAUCCAAAUAAAUCAUUAGCUUUUCUAUGUAAUGAAUUAAAUUCAACAACAAAUGUUUAUCGAAUAAAUGCAUCAUAUGAACAAUUUGAAUAUCUUCAAACAAUAAAAACACGUCGACAAGAAGAUGAAAAUGAUUCAAGUAAAGAAAACUAUCCAGCUGAAUUACAAUUGACACCAGAUGGAAAAUAUUUACUUGUAUCAAAUCGUGGUGAUGAAAAUCUUGUUAUAUUUAAUAUAAAUGAGAAUAAUAAUGAAAUUUUAAGUGUUAAAGAACAUCUUGAUUGUCGUGGUUCAUUUACACGUUAUUUUACAUUCGAUCCAACUGGAAGAUUUCUUCUCGUUGCUAAUCAAAAAUCAAAUAAUUUAGUUUGUUUUUCAUAUAAUAGGGAUAACGGUACAUAUACAUUUGUUUCACAAUUGGAUAAUAUUCAAAGUCCUCAACAUAUGGUUUUUCUUUGA
Messenger RNA from Rotaria sordida, 1050 nucleotides. Lineage: Eukaryota; Metazoa; Rotifera; Eurotatoria; Philodinida; Philodinidae. The record is from the annotation of a GenBank genome assembly.